CAAUGGCUGCCAGAAAGCUGCAAAGCGAAAUUGACCGGACUUUGAAGAAAGUCGCGGAAGGCGUCGAGCUUUUUGAGAGCAUCUAUGAAAAGAUGCAGGCGUCUACGAACCAGACGCAGAAGGAGAAGCAGGAAAUGGACUUGAAGACCCAGAUUAAGAAGUUGCAAAGGCAAAGAGACCAGAUCAAGACAUGGGUGGCCAGUAACGAUAUCAAGGACAAGACGAUCCUCCUCGAGAAUCGAAGGCUCAUUGAGACGCAAAUGGAGAAGUUCAAGGCAUGCGAGAAGGAGAUGAAGACCAAGGCAUUCUCCAAGGAGGGAUUGAUCCAGGCAGCGAAACUCGACCCGAAAGAGCAGGAGAAAGAAGAUGCAAUGCAGUGGCUACAACAGCAAGUGGAAGAAUUGCAGAUGCAGGUCGAGUCGACGGAGGCAGAGGUGGAAAGCUUGCAGAGUACCGGAAAGAAGAAGAACAAAGCUGGCGCAAAUGCCUUAGGUCGUUUAGAGGAACUCGAACAUCUCAAUGAGCGGAGAAAGUGGCACAUAAGCCGGCUGGAACUCGUCUUGCGUCUUUUGAACAACGGUUCCCUAACUGCCGAGAAGGUGAACAGUCUCAAAGAGGAUGUUCAAUACUUUGUGAGCAAUAACAGCGACGAUGAUUUUGAGGAGGAUGACGGUAUCUACGAGGAACUCAAUCUCGACGAGGCAGAAGGAGAGUUCGGAUUGGUUGCUGAUGAUGGCGACAGUUCUGAAUCGGAGGAUGCAAGCGAACCCGAUGUCCCGCCGCCAAAGAGCAGUAAGAAGCAACAACAACAACAUGACGACGACAAUACAUCGCACAGCAAGCAGCAUGACAGCCCUAUCCUCAAGAAGGCGGGCGUAUCAUUAGCAAUGAGGACCAAACCCCCGCCAAACAUCAACCUCUCGCAGCAACCAAUGUCGAGCGUACUCAAAUCUGGACUUUCGCAACCCGCACCCCGCCCUACGCCGCCGACAUUACCUCCUAUACGCUAUGCUGCUGCAGCAGCAGCCGCUGUAAAUUCCCAUCCGCCAAGUUCGGCAAGUGCACAUCCACCGUCAACUGCACCAGUGACUCCUGCAUUGGCACCAGCACACGCAUCCUCAGCUUCACCUGCAGUACCGCCCUCGGUUGCAGCAGUAUCUCAAGACCAGCAGUCAGCUUCGUCUCCUAGUCUCACCCAGCAGUCAGCGGCGAGUCCAGCAUUGUCGUCGGCGGUAUCUGCUUCCCAAGCUCCUGAAGGCUCGUCUCGCUCUGGCCAACCGUCCCCUGCUCUAUCUAAAGCUAUCCCGACUUCAGAAUCGGUAUCUGUCGCUUCUCCUCAAGUACCCAAGCAAGCUCCAGCAUCACAACCCCAAGCGACGAGUAACGAAGCAACGCAACCCCCAGCCGCCAGCGCUGCUCCUGCCACGCCGGCGCAACAACCUCCAACGACGGGACCAUCGCCUUUGCCUCAACAGCUUGGCACCCCCGUCCUCUCUCCAGGAGUCAAGGUUGCAGAGCAACAGCAGGUGCUACAACAGCAGCAGCAACCUCCGGCCCAGUCCUUCCCUUCGCAGCCCAUCGGUGGCCAACGACCACCCUCGGCUGCUCAAGUUGCUCCUACGUCAGCAAGACCUGCCUCAGCGUUCCCCGGUUCUCUGUCAGACCUCGUCGUUUCCUUUGAAAGUGUCAAGCAGAAGGCUCACCUCCGUGAUCCUAUAGCAGCGCUCCGUAUGAACAAUAUGGAGCAAGUUCACAAGAUGCUUGAAGGUGGACUUAUCAAUGUCCCUCAACCACAGGAUACCGACAAACCCAAGUACUACACGCCAAGGAAUCCUUUCCCGACGCCUUCGUACUAUCCUCAAACACCUCACGCCGCCCUCGGUACCCCCGCCAUCUUCUCUCAACUGGAUGUUGAGACCCUCUUCUACAUCUUCUACUACCUACCUGGUACCUAUCAACAAUACCUUGCUGCCAAGGAGUUGAAGCGACAAUCCUGGCGAUUCCACGUCAAGUAUCUCACUUGGUUCCAGCGACAUUCUGAGCCUCAAGCCAUCACCGAAGAGUAUGAGCAAGGGGUAUACGUCUAUUUCGACUGGGAAGGUUCAUGGUGCCAACGGAAGAAGAGCGACUUCCGAUUCGAAUACCGUUACCUCUCCGAAGACUGAUUUCUUAUUGACUUUGUUCUUCAUCUGUCCAUUGACCCACUCAUCCUUUUUGUAAUUACUCAUAUUCACGUCUGAGCGACAUCAAUGCAUUACGAGUUA
Molecule: messenger RNA, 2264 nt
Organism: Coprinopsis cinerea okayama7#130
Lineage: Eukaryota; Fungi; Basidiomycota; Agaricomycetes; Agaricales; Psathyrellaceae
Product: CCR4-NOT transcription complex
Exons: 12
Biological process (GO): regulation of DNA-templated transcription; nuclear-transcribed mRNA poly(A) tail shortening
Cellular component (GO): nucleus; CCR4-NOT core complex; P-body
Source: RefSeq, a predicted model, not a curated record